Oikopleura dioica is the source of this 453-nucleotide messenger RNA. NCBI's taxonomy places the organism in Eukaryota, Metazoa, Chordata, Appendicularia, Copelata, Oikopleuridae. The record is from the annotation of a GenBank genome assembly.
AUGACCGACUCGAUCCGAUACUUGAAUUUUUACGAACUCGCGCUUCUUUCCCAGUCUGUUGGAACCGAAAGGGCCAGCAAAAUGGUCAUGAGCCGGAGCCGAGGGCCAGUGGAAAUGAAGAUCGACCAAGAAACCGCGGAAAAAAUGAAGAUACUCCCUCGAGAUGAAUGGGUUACCGUCCCCCUUCCUUCCUCGAAAUCGCCUUUCCAGGAAGAAAAUAAGAAACAGCGGAAGCAGAAGACCGUCAAGAAGGGAUCCCUCAAGCCGACCAAGCCACUGUCUGACGAGCAGAAGGAAAAGCUCUUUGGAAAAGAGAACGCUCGGAAGAGCGCCAGCCCAGAAAAGAUCAAGAACGACGAAGCACCAAAGAAGAACAAGUCAAAAGCGAAGAAACCAAACAAGGGAAAAGCUCCAAAUGCCAUCCGAAAAACGAAGAAACCUUCUCGCCUCUAA